Messenger RNA from Fulvia fulva, 516 nucleotides. RefSeq lists its product as uncharacterized. Lineage: Eukaryota; Fungi; Ascomycota; Dothideomycetes; Mycosphaerellales; Mycosphaerellaceae. The record is from RefSeq and is a predicted model, not a curated record. The transcript has a single exon. The coding region runs from base 1 to 516 and encodes 171 amino acids.
AUGUCAGGAACUCCAUCCGACUCAAAACUAGGCCCUCUCCUAGAUGAGAACACCAUGCAGAACUUGUCAUAUGCCCAAAAGUGUCAUAUCGGUAGAACCAAAAACACCGGGGUCGCCGACUAUGGCCGCUAUAGCGACGACCUGAGGUACGAGAGAGACGCGAAGAAGUUUGGAGAACUGCCGGGAGAGCCGCCGCAGCCGCAGCCGCCCAUGGGCUUCGCGCUUAACAGGGCGAAGGCACUGGAGAAAGGACCAAUCAACAAUGCCUACACCAACUUGAACAUAAAGCCGCGAGCGACUGGUGAGAGUGCACAGGGUGAUGUGACUGCGAACGUGGGCGCUCUAAUGCCUGUCCAAACGAACACGUCAUCAACGAACAAAGACGGCAAGAAAGGCAAGAAGAAGAGCUUCUUGGAGUACCUGUUCAGUGAUGACGAAGGCGGGCCAGCUCAAAUCCGUCCAAAGGACAGCAAAGGGAAGGACAAGGCCAAGAAGGUCACCAAGACUGGCAAGUAG